AUGGCCACCGUUCAACGAGGUGCCUCACCACAAAGUCCAUCCAAGCACAUUACGGUGAGUUGUUGGAGUUCAGAGAUUUUUUUGAAAUUUAUGAUUUUAUUAAUAUUUUCUGGAUAA
Messenger RNA from Haemonchus placei, 117 nucleotides. The record is from the annotation of a GenBank genome assembly. NCBI's taxonomy places the organism in Eukaryota, Metazoa, Nematoda, Chromadorea, Rhabditida, Trichostrongylidae.